This is a messenger RNA of Cydia splendana, 4919 nucleotides long. RefSeq lists its product as uncharacterized. NCBI's taxonomy places the organism in Eukaryota, Metazoa, Arthropoda, Insecta, Lepidoptera, Tortricidae. The record is from RefSeq and is a predicted model, not a curated record. Gene Ontology annotation, cellular component: plasma membrane; nucleus. Gene Ontology annotation, molecular function: zinc ion binding. The transcript is spliced from 28 exons. The coding region runs from base 134 to 4039 and encodes 1301 amino acids.
GAUUGCCUAAAUUGCUGUUUUUGCUAAAUAUGAAUUAUAAACAUUAUUUUGUCGACUUAUCAUGUCAGCGUAAUUAAUUUAAAUUGCUUGUGCGUACAGUUGUAUGUGGCAGCAGUAAUUGAUAUAAACUAUCAUGGAGGAAAAAGCUUUUCUAUGGACGACUGAACUUACCAAAAAAAUGCUGGAACUUCGGUUUCAGAAUGACUGGUUAUUUAAAAAGAAGAAACAGCCGUGGGCGGAGUUUCGCACAAUCUUAUUGGAAAAUGGAUACCCAGAAACUAUGACACUAAAUCAUGUGCGGAAGAAGUGGUCUUACACUUAUGAUUGCUACAAACUUGCUAAUAAAACAAAAAAUAAGAGUUGGAAGUACUAUAAAAUGUUUGAGAAACAUUACGGUAAAACCAUUUUGGAUAAAUAUGAGUCAUGGGAUGAUGAGUGGCGAUUGAAGCUAGUAAUAUGUAUAUCAGAGGCAAAGGAGAUGAAAGUGGAUUACCAGCACUUUUGGAGGACUGUGGAGACGGCAAUGAGAAGCCAGGAUCUACCUGCCGACUGCUGCGUACAAGACAUGAAGGGACUUUGGCAGCACAUCAUCACCACAUUCAAUAGAAAAUACCGCCAAAAACUGAAAAAAGACGUAGACAUCGGCUGGCCGCUAUACGAGGCCAUGCUGAGUUACUACCAGCGCUGCGACCCCGACUACCUGGUGCGUUUGGAGACCGAGACGCCAUUGGAGUUCUUCAGUCGGUGUCGCAAGUCCAGCAACAAAUAUGUUAAGAACAAGGUUCAGGAGAAUGAGACUGAUGAGUUUCAGUGGUCCAAAGACAUUACUGAGACGUUCAUUCAAAUACGAUUACAGAAUGACUGGCUGUUCAGAGAAAGGAAAUGGGCUUGGAAUGACCUUCUGAACAUAAUGAAGCAAGAAUAUGGCUUUCCUGACACUCUGAACGGUAGAGAGAUAUGUCGGAAAUGGGCGGCGACAUUUGGGGAAUACCAGAAGGCAAAGGCCACUAACAACAAAAGUUGGAUCUACUACACAUUAUUCGAGUUAUAUUUGGGUGAGGAGCGACUGAGCCUUAACCCCCUGGUGGGAUGGCAAGAAGAAUGGGUCUUGAACCUCAUAAGCGCAAGAACAGAAUUGGAUUAUUUAUUUAGGUAUACCAAAUACCGGGACCAAAGUGCUGCAUGGAGGGAAGUGGAGAAAAAACUUCGUGGUGUGGGUGUCCCUGUAGACCACAGUCUGUUGGAUCUGGCGGAGAUGUGGACGCAUCUUUUAAAAACAUUUAAGUGGAAACGCAAGUUCGCCAACAAGGGUAUCCUCAACGAGAAAUGGGCAUACUUCGACGCAAUGUCUCAGUACGAAUUGCUGCAGACCAAGCCCAAGAUCAAACAGCAGACAGACGAUGACAAUUAUGACCAUGUGGACCAUGAAGACCAUGUGGACCAUGAAGACCAUGUAGACCAUGUGGACCAUGAUGAUGAUUUCGAAGACGAUAUCAAGCUGUUGGAUUUGAAACAAAGGUUGAAUCCAAAGAUAGAAGUGACGGAGAAGCAAUGCCGCUCUUGCUUCGGAUCGGGCGCAUGCGUAGACCUUUACAGGACGGAUGAGGAGGGCGUAGACCUGGCCUCCAAGCUGCGGGUCAUCGGAGGCAUCGAGAUGGACAAAUCCGAUAAACUCCCAUGGCAAAUAUGUAUCCACUGUCUCAACGAUCUAGAGCAAGCAUACAAAUUCCGACGGAAAUGCCAAGACGUAGACAAACACUUCCGCGCCACAAAAUCUAUCAAAAUCGAAGUAGCCAUAGAUGACCAUGAUAACAAUGCAUUAGACAAACAAGACCAGGACACGGGAGACGUAGAUACGCAUUUCGAUGAUUUCCAUGAUACGGAUAUGAAGCAGGAAAAGAAACUACCUAAAUCGCAGUCGAAGAAGAUAAUAGUUAGGAAGAAAAAGAAGAUGCGCAAAAUGAGGUACGACUAUUGGAAAGUGUGUGAAAUCUGCGGGAAACACACAAGGAACCUGCGCAGCCAUCUAGACAUGCACUCCACCGGAAAAUUCUACUCCUGCGAUGUAUGCGACAAGAAGUUCAAGUUCAAAAGCGGACUCGUCAUACACAAGGCCGUCCACAACCCCACGCCGAAGAAAACUUGCGAAGUCUGCGGGAAAACCUUUCAUAUCCUCGCACAGUACAGAAGACACUUCGUACAUCACGCGAAUCAAAGGAACCACGAAUGUGGCACUUGUGGCAAAAGAUUCAAUACCUCAGAGAUUUUGACGGUGCAUAAAAGGACCCAUACUGAUGAAAGACCCUUUACUUGUAAUGAAUGUUGGAAGACGUUCAGGACGGCCGGCUGCGUGAGUCGACACAAGCGUAUUGUACAUAGAAAAGCAGUAAAGAAUCAAUAUUGCUUGAGGCUGUUGUGGGUGGCGGCCGCGCUGCUGCUGUGGAGUCCGCACGCGCAAGCCAGGAAUGUCACACACGAAGACAUCCGCGACGCCAUGCUGUCGCUAGUUCACAUGUUCCGCACGUCAGAAGACAAGCUCGAGAGACACGAGUACCGCGAGAAAGCGCUGGGAGAACAGCUCAAGAAGAUGCUAGGGGUGCUGGAUAAGAAACACCGCGCCUUGGAGCCGCUUAAAGGAAUGAUAUCGCGGUUGGAUGAGAGGCUGUCCAAUGUGGAGACGAUACUGUUGCAGAAAGAGCAACGCGAAAAGACAACACAGAAGGCGACCGAGGAAGCGCUAGAUGGCAUCCAGAAGAGCCUGCAGUCUCUAACCGCGAGCGUGGGCAAGAAACCCGCGGAGUUGGACAACAAUCUGACCACUGAUGAGGACCCGGUCGGGCGCCGCCUUGAUGCCACGGACCUGAAGAUCGAUGCGGUUAAGAAGGAGAUUGAGAAUUUGAAAAAUGCUCUUAGCAAGGACAACCUCCGCUCCAUGUGCCUUGACGCAGCACUCGACGGCGGCCACCCGUUCAACAAGCACAUGUCGGACGCCGAGAAACUCCUCAACAAGUACGAGUUGAAGCUAAGCGAGUACAACGGGACGCGCGUGCAGACUGACUUCGUGCCCCUCAGCGAGGUCUCGCUAGCCGACGAGGCUUGGCACAGCAAGAUGACCGAAGUGAUGGAACGCCAAGAGAAGGAGGUGAAGAAGAUACAGCAACUCCUCGGCGACGCUGAGAGCAUGUGGAAGGACCUUCCUCGGCUAGCUGACCUGCGGUGGUCGACCAACCUGACGCUGGACGCCGUAGCUGCUGCCGGCGCUAGUCUCACGGAGAAUAACGAGCAGGGUGUAUCUAAAGUCGUAACCAAGCUUCGGGAGUUGAGCGACCGUCUCACGAGAACCAACGAGGAUAUCCAGCAGAGCUUGACGCAAGGGAACACGCUGAGCGAGCGAGCGCUUACAGAUAUUUCUAGGAACUACAUCGCUCUUCAUGCAGAGGUUCAAGCAUUGGCAAAGGACGAGCACGUGAUGCAAUCGACAGCGGACAACGUACUGGCGACGAAGAAGCGUAUCGAGUACGGCGUCCACCAGAUCCUAGUUGAAGUAGGAGAGCUGGUCCGCGCGCAGGGCUCACGGCUCAACAAAUCUGUUAGCGACAGAUUUGACAGCAUAGAGCUGAAGAUGAUCGAGAACCAUGCAGCAGCCCUGAGUAACACCAGCGCCAAGAUUGAAUCGGAAAUGUCGCAAGUUUGGCGGCAGAUCGGCGUCAUGUACCAGCAGAUGACCGCCAACCAGCGGUCGUUGGAUAAACUCACUGAGCAGACCGACCAGUAUGUAAAUACUACCGCCACGACAUUGGACGGCAUGAAAGGAAAGGUCAGCACAAUCACGACGCGGAUGACAGAAGUAAACGAUAACCUGAAUUACCUGCUGGGAAGGUUAUCCCUGGUCACCCAGGAGUUCGGGCAGAUCAAGACGGGGCUGGGAGACGCGCUCGACAAGCUGAAGGACAGUAUGGACACGGUGCAGACUAAAGUUAAACUUGAAGACGCAGGCCCCGGACCUCACAACAUCACCAGCGCGGAGAUGGCGCCGUGAGCACAGAAGAUGCCAAAUAUCUAGUGUAGUGUAGCCUUAACAACAACUAACCCAAUGUAAAGGUGCUCUUAUACCUACCAGAACCCAGUUUUAAAAGCUACAAGUUUACGGGUAGAAAACGGCGUUUGACACACGUAUAAUGAGCGGCAUUUUGGUCAGUUUUGCCAUUUUACACCAGUAAAAUUGUAACUUGUAGGUUUGAAAAUGCGCCCCAGGAAUAGUAAUAUAACCUGUAAUACAACAAGUGGAAGUCUCUUUUUAACAAAUAGAGAUAAAAAUAAACUUCUGUGUAUAUGUGAAGUUGUGAAGCAUUUAUAAAACGGAAAAGCACCUUGGAGAUGUUUGCAUUAGGCUGACAGUAGGCAAGAAGCCUGCUGUUAGUGAUUACGCAGCGUACUACGUAGGUGAACAACACGCGAACGCGAUGCGAAGCGAUGCGGCGCGGGGUGAAUCAAUCCUUUGAUACCUAUUGUGUCCUACGUGGGCGAUCUCUUUGCGAACGCGAACGCCUUGGGCCCGCCGCGCCGCGCCGCGUCGCGUUCGCGAGUUGUUCGCUUACGUAAGACGGAGCGUUAGAUACUGUUGGGAAAUGUGGCCUAAUGUAAACGUGCCGCAAUACGACUGAAUUUAACUUAGCAAUUAAAAUAAAACUCAUGUUUUAACUUUUGCAAAUAUUUAAUCUCUUUCAUAAUUGUGGAUCUAUAUAUUUAUAUUGUACAAGUAAUAUGAUACAAUUACAUUUGAUUGCGACAGAAUGCUGACGUCACUGAGUGAGCACGAGCACGAAACCAGCAAGUAGUGACCGACCACUGUACAAUCAUACAAUAUUGAUAUAAUAAUUGAUCUUAAAUAAUAUACACACAAAUUAUUUGUCUCCCUU